AUGUUGUUGAAAAAUUAUGACAAAAAUAUUCGACCGCCUCCAAGUGAUCGAAAUGGUAUGUUACAGUAUUUACAAUUAUUAUUAUUAUUAUUUUUUUUUGAGUUUUUUUAAUAAUACGAUUUUUUUUAGCGAAAGAAGGCCCUGUCUUGGUGAAAGUGAACAUGUUGAUCAGAAUGUUGAGCAAAAUCGAUGUGGUAAACAUGGUAAAAAUUUAUAAUUUUUAAAAUACGAUGCUCUCUGUAUAUUCUCACUGAAAAAAUACAAUUUACACAACGAAUUUUUUAGGAAUAUAACAUGCAAAUUACGCUGCGUGAACAAUGGCCGGAUCAUCGUUUGGCCUACGAGAAAUUCAACAAUAUAUCUUAUAAACCCAAAUUCUUGACGGUACCCUAUGCCGCAAAACACAUUUGGAUGCCCGAUUCUUUCUUUCCGGUAAGAUAUAUAAAAAUAUUUUGAUUACAAUAUAAUUUUUUUGUUUUUUUAGACCGAAAAAAAUGCCCAUCGUCAUCUAAUCGACACGGAGAACAUGUUUAUACGGAUUUACCCGGACGGGACGGUCCUUUAUAGUGUCAGAUUAUCAUUAACUUGCUCUUGUCCCAUGUAUUUGGCGGUAAGUUGGUCUAAAAAAAAAUACAAGUAUUCAUAAGGUUUUUGGUUUCUUUUUUGUUUUGCUCCGAUUGACUUGAUUUUUGGCAUGAGGGUUGCUUAAGACUGUCUCAUCAUAAAUUUGAAAAAAAAUUUCGAAAUUUUCAAUUUUGAGUGACCUAUGACGUCACGAAAAGUCAAAACUUUGAGCUACCAUAUCUCGCUUUGUUUUAUAGGUAUCGACUUGAAUUUUGGUUUCGUCGCGUAUGGUACAUAAUGGGACAAUCACUGUCGAGAUUUUUUCGAAAUUUCAAAAUUUACGAAAAAAAUCUCAAAAAAUGACCUUUUUUCGUAAACGUUCGACGCGUCCAGCUUUAUUGAAAUGCAAGCUUCUACAGGUCCAUAUCGGAAAAGCAAAUUCAUAACUAAGAGAUAUCUCAAUGUAUGUGUAGAUACGGCCAUGUACAAAGUUACACUUCCAGAAAACCCCGUCAUGAUGACGGAUUUUCUGGAUUUUUUCGAUUCCAUUGAAUUCUACGUACCAAACUUCCUAUUAGGUUGUGUCUUUCUUUUUUGUAGUGCACUUCGUAUUUUAGCCAUGGCUUACUGUAAAAAAUACGAUUUGCACAGUGCAAAGUUCGACAAAAUGGUUCUCGGCUCCCAGGUCGAAAUUCAAAAAAAUCACUCGCAAAUCUUAUUUUUUUUGCCCGAAGAUUGUCCCCAAACUUUUUCAGAACAUUCUACGUAGCCAUCUCCUCAAACAAAUCUCCCGACGGAAAACGCAAUUUUUCGAAAUUUUCAAAAUUUUGACUUUUUCAAAUUUUUCUCCCUGAUGAACAACAACGACGUCAAAAACGUCUAACUAUGGUUUGUAGAGCUCAAAGAGCUCUACACAUUACCCGCUUACAUCUUCAGCGUAUCUUUAAAAUUACGGUCGUCAGAGCGGCCGGAAAUUUCGGUCGAUUUUUGGUGCACUGUGCGAAAAACAUUGCCCUCAGGGCAAUAAGUGAGGUGGAGAAAAUUGAUCUCACGGGUACUAUAGGACACAAAAUGAGCUACCAUCGUGUCAAGUUUUAGCUUUCUAUCUCCAAUAUUCCGUGCGCACUGUGGCUCAGAAAAAAAAAUUCGAAAUUUUGGCCGAAUUUCGGCCCUGAGGGCUUGAAACGGAUUUUUUUCGGAUUUUUAUUGCCACUAUCGUAUUCAGCAUAGCAAACUGAUGUAGAAACAGGUAUCGAUUCCUAAAAUACGGACAAGGUGAAAAGGCAGUGUUUAGAUUUCCGAAUUUUUGGAUUUUACUUACUUUGACGAAAGUUACCAUAGCUCGGAAACAAGGUCGAAAUUCAAAAAUCGCCUCGGUUAAAUGAUAGCGAGUCGCAGUAUCACUCUACAACCGGAAUAUAGGAGAUGUACAAACAAGUUAUGAACGCAAAUCGUGUGAACCCCGGAGGCACCCAAAAGUCAAAAUUUUGUAAACCCGAUUUUUCUCUAAAAUUUCCAACUAAAAUUCGUCUAAAAGUUACAUAUUCGGAAUCUCCAUGUCAUUUCGGACAUGGUCGUAUCUUUUCCCCCGGUGCUUUUAGUGCAACAAGUGCCAGUUUUGAAAAAACGCCCACUUCCAUGACCGAAAACACAAGAAAAGAGCGCGGCGAAGAGAGAGAGCGGGCAGAGAACCGCUUCCUUCUUCGUUUGGCGGGAGAAAAGAGAGAGUGAGAAAGGUGUGGAGGGUGGUUAGACAAAGGUUUUCCCUUUUGAUCCGGGUCAGAGAUAAGACGGAGAGAGUGCUGAGUGUGAAGAGGGUGGUACGGAAACUGUCAUCGUGACGCGUAAUGACGGGGAUUUCUGGAUUUUUUCGAGAAAUUUUUGUAAAACUAUUUUUUUGUUCCUGGAUUCUCGGGAUUUGGCCGUUUUAGGGCCAAAUUUGACGGGGAGUUCGGGAAAAAUAUUAUCUAAGGAUACUUUUGAGUGCUGAGUCCUUUUUUUAGUUGAUUUUUGCUUAUUUUAUGUGAUUUUGAUCAGCUUUUGGUGGAAGAAAAAUUAUUUUAGGUAACAAAAUGUAGUCUCGUGGCGGCCGUAGGCCGUCGCCUCAUGCCGGCGGGCUCUUUAGUCGAGCUUAGCGAUCUGGAACUGACCUGAGCUUAGCGAUUAGGGUAAGCUUAACAAUCUUAACUUCUCGAUCUAAAACAAAGUCGGCAUAGCGUUUUGAGCGCUGCAGCUUUCCACUAGGCUCAGUCUAACGCGUAGCGUUUUUCUGCCGCGGCCGGAGGACGUCGGCAAAGCUUUGGCGAGCGUUUCUUCCACAUAGGCGGAUUUACGUUGGUUUUCGACGUUGAACAGGUCCAAAUCGCGCGCAAAGUUGCCUUUAUCCGCAGAGCUGCCCGAGAGACGGUAGCAGCCGCAGGCUGCGUUAGUCUCGAGCCCUAGUCGAAUUGAAUUUAUUCGAAAUAACCUUUUUACGGAAUUUACAUCGAGGAACUUUUUCGCAAAAAUUUCCUUCAAAAACAAUCAAAAACAUCCUUUUGAAAAUCCAAAAACUUUUAUUUAUUUCUCUUCAACGAAACGAGAAACAAACGAAAGAAAGGGUAAAAAAUAAAUGCACGGCGAGACGUCGGCUGAGUGGUCUAGUGGUAUGAUUCUCGCUUAGGGUGCGAGAGGUCCCGGGAUCGAUCCCCGGCUCAGCCCCAAAUUUUUGUUUUUGAUGUUUGGGUUACUGUAAGAUAGAAGUUUGAAGAAUUGUGUGGCUUUUGCAGUAUUUUAAAACAAAUAUUUCUCAGUUUUUUAUAGUUUUAAACUUUGUUGAUUAUUUUAUUUAUAGUAUGAUUUUUUCAGUUAUAUCCCCUUGAUGUCCAGCAUUGUGAUUUUGAUUUGAUCAGUUAUGCAUUUACAACCAAGGAUAUUGUCUACGAAUGGGAUACCUCGGGAGAUCCGGUUCAAAAGAAAGCUGGAGUUGGCACCGAUCUUCCGAAUUUCCAUUUGGCUAAUAUCGAUACCGGAAUUGAAUGCACCAGUCAUACUAAUACUGGUGAGAAUUUUUCAUAAAAUUUAUUUAGCAACUAAACCGAGUCAACCCACGUUUUACCGUUUUUCAAAGUAUAUUUGGCCAUUUUCAGGGACCUACGGUUGUCUCCGGAUGAGAUUGAAGUUGACCCGUCUACUACAAUAUUUUGUGUUACAACUCUAUGUGCCGACUGGAAUGAUUGUGAUUGUCAGUUGGAUGAGUUUCUGGAUUGACAGCAGCUCGACUGCGGGCAGGGUAGCCCUGGCUGUGACCACUCUUUUGACUUCUUUUACCAUGCAAACCUCAAUUAAUGCUAAACUGCCUCCAGUAAAUUAUGUAAAAGUAAUCGACGUCUGGCUGGGAAGUAAGUUUUUUGAUAGCAGAUGAAAGCAGAAACUAUUUGAGCGACAAGUUAAAAGUCUAGCAAUAUUUUUUCGGAUAAAUACAGUAAUCGUAAAAUUUGAACCUAAAGUAAUAUAAAUGAUGUUCACAAAUCUAAUACGUUCUGUUUUCAGCCUGCCAGACCUUUGUAUUCUUGUAAGUUUAACUUUUUUUCGUAAUUUCUAAGUAGUUUUGCUACUACCAAGAAAAAAAAAUUACAUUAGAGCUACUCUAAUCUUCUUCUUUUAGCGCUCUCAUCGAAUACGCAGUGGUUUGUUACAAAGAAACCAAUAUUCAAAAUGAAAAAGCGGCCGAGAUGAAGUUGCGUAAGAAACAACAAAGACCCAAGGAGCUGGGGGCAUUCGAAAGCGGGGAUCCGAGAUUACCUUGUACUUGUGGGGUAAGUCAGCAAAAUCUUUUAAACAUUUAGGAGGAGAUAUGGAAUUCGUAUUUUACAAACAAAAAUUUAGUGUAUCCCGUAAUAGCUAUCAUCAAAAAUAAAGUUUCAAAAUCUAUUGUCAAACUCUGAGAUGAGUAUUUUCACCGAGCAAUUAUAAUAGCGAGGUGACAUGAAGUUCCGUGUUUUACAAACAAAAAUCUAGUAUACAUAUUCCGUAAAAGGUGUCAUCAAAAAUAAAGUUUCAAAAUCUAUUGUCAGGAUCUGAGUAUUUUUCCCCAGCGCUUCUGAUUGCGCGGUGACAUGAAGUUUCAUAUUUUACAAACAAAAAUUUAGUAUAUCCCGUAAAAGGUGCCAUCAAAAAUAAAGUUUCAAAAUCAGGAAAAAGCCGGUUUUCCCAAUUUAUUCGAGCCUUCAUUUCACAGCGGUUUCUGCAAAGCGCGCACUAAAAAUUUCUCGUAAGUCUUCGAACCCCUUAACGUCAAUAUACGAUAACUAUAAUAUAAAUAUUAUCAAAAUCUGAGUAUUUUACCCGAGAAAUUAUGAUUGCGCGGUGACAUGAAGUUUCGUAUUUUACCAACAAAAACCAGCAAUUUUACAAAUUUAGUUUAGAGUUUGAUUCCCGGAUCUAAUUCUAGGCAAUGGACACGAGCCAAUCCAUUUUCGCUUCCCUCGGCGCCUUCAGUCCCGUUCUUUCGACCAUGGUCCCUUUAUCCGCCGGAAUCCUAACUGGAAGCAUGGCCGAGAACAUGGUUGCGAGUGAUUGUUGUGGUCGGAUGAGACCCGCCUUUGCCUACCGAACCCCCAUGAAUCUCUCUUCCCGGUCGUUUUGGCAGAUGCUCAAGAAUAAAUUCAAAAAACCCGACUAUCUCCCGGCCCGGAUUGAUUACUACGCCCGGGUUUAUGUCCUCCUUUUCUUCGCCGUCUUCAAUGUGUUGUAUUGGACUGUCUGUCUUUAUAUGGCCGCCAAUUGGGAGCAUCCAACCAAAUGA
Bursaphelenchus xylophilus (pine wood nematode) is the source of this 5350-nucleotide messenger RNA. The record is from the annotation of a GenBank genome assembly. NCBI's taxonomy places the organism in Eukaryota, Metazoa, Nematoda, Chromadorea, Rhabditida, Aphelenchoididae.